GAAGGAGGCAGCACACUGAUCCACAAAUACAGCAGUGCAGAGGUAAGGAGUGCAGGGAGGGGAGCUUUGCAGAGGCACAGCGUCUCUCAGAAGAAGCCACAGAACAUGCCCAGCAAGAUGAACUCUUUGCUCGCAUUGGCUGCAUUGCUAGCUGUGCUACCUGCCAUCUACAGCCAGAUCAUUGCAUGCAAGACGGAGGACAAUAAGCUGAGGGUGGACUGCACAUACGAUGUUCCAACAGUGUCGCCCAUCAACUACGAGUUCUCCUUCUCCAAAAUGGGCAGGGAAACCGUCAUCAUCACAAACAUGACCUCGCAGUCCGACCCCAAGAACAAGUUCGCCGCCUCCGUGAAGUACAUGCCCCCAAACAGCUACCGCAUGGAGAUGACCAACUUCCAAGUGAACGAGUCCACCACCUUCACCUGCAAAGCCAGGAACACCAACAGGAACACCAACAACCUGAACGUCUUGGUGGAAAAUGGAAAGCUGCCGGCGUGCUCUGCUUACAGCCUGCUCCUCCACAGCUCGCCCUGGCUGCUGUUCGCUCUCCUCUCCCUGCAGCUGCUGCAGUGUGGGGGCGCGGCUUCCAUCUGAGUAACAAACAUGGAGUCAUUUUAAAAGAAAAGAAAACACCUGCCAUGAAGCAAACAAGCAAACUAAGGGAACAUGCAUGAGAGCAUUUCCACUGUGGGGUCCAUGGUCCUUUUUUUCUCUGUGUCUCUUUUUUCAGUUAAUUAAUUAAUCAAUUGUCAAGGAAUGGCUACGCUGACGUCCCAGUCUGUCAAGGAAAAUAGUUAAUAUUUCUACUAGUACUAAUACUAAUUUUUUUAACCAAUUAUAUAUAUAUAUAUAUAUAUAUAUAUAUAUAUAUAUAUAUAUAUAUAUAUAUAUAUAUAAGCAGAGCAAAAUUCAGUAUGAGGCUGAAGAAAAGAAACUCAUAUCUUCCACUUUCAGAUACAUCUGUAAAAUACUUACAAUAGCACUGAAAUAAGAGAGGAAGGCGAGAGACAGGUGGCUUCAUUAGAAGGAGCAGACAGUGUGAGGUGAGGCACAGGACACACAAGCCAUGUUAACUUGAAAAAUAGACAUCUCAGGUGAAUAGCUUAAAGGGCAUGUUUCGCUUGAGGCAAGACUCUUAGAUGGAUUAAAAUCAUAACCUAUUAUACUCUGUUACAAAGAGGUUUUGAAAAAAAACAAAAAACUGAGAUUUAGUUGCAGGUAUCACGGGCCAACACCUUGGUUGUGCUGGAACAUGUCAAGUACCUUAGAAUAUGAACCAUUUAUUCACCUUACAAGCUAGGCAGAACCUGCAGGUCUAGCAGUCCUGUUACAUACACCCCUGUACUGCUACAGAAGGGUACAUAGAGCUAACACAGAGGAACUAAGGACAUUUCUGAAAGGCACUAAUCAAUUUAAAAAGAAUCUCAUAAUAACUAGGAGAGCACGAAUGUGGUACAUCAUCAGUGAUCUUCAUGCAAUUAUGGGUGUAACGGGACAGGCAUUCAAUACUGAUCUCAAGUUUCAUAAAGGUGUGUCGCAGAGUGUGUCCAAUCAUUAGCCUAACAGAUGCGUAAGAGGUCAGGGUUUCAGUGACCAAGCGGACUGCAUUCACAGCCAUUCAAAGCAGCGGCCUCCCGACAGGAAUAGGUUUUUCUAUUACACUCCUAUCUAGAACGUUUCUUCUGUUUAAAGAGCGCCCUCUUUUCCUUGACAGACCUCGAUAUGCUUAAGCUGCACGGAAUAAAUGCUACUUUAAGGGGUUUAAUGCUCAGGUAUAUUUCUGUGUAUUUACAAAACAUUAUUUCUUACACACCUCUUGUAACUCAGUCAUCUACUUCUACUACGAAUAAUAAUAUUAAUAGUAACACUAAUAAUAAUAAUAAUAAUAAUAAUAAUAAUAAUAAUAAUAAUAAUAAUAAUAAUAAUAAUAAUAAUAAUAAACUGCUACUGCUACUGCUAAUGCUAAUACUGAUUAUAUUGUGUUUGUAAAAGCUUAAAAUGGAAUAAUAUUGUGAAACUUCUUUAAUAAAGGGAUCGUUUAAAUGUUUA
This is a messenger RNA of Acipenser ruthenus (sterlet), 2049 nucleotides long. RefSeq names its product thy-1 membrane glycoprotein-like. The record is from RefSeq and is a predicted model, not a curated record. Bases 106 to 594 code for a protein of 162 amino acids. The transcript has 4 exons. NCBI's taxonomy places the organism in Eukaryota, Metazoa, Chordata, Actinopteri, Acipenseriformes, Acipenseridae.